Molecule: messenger RNA, 1570 nt
Organism: Orussus abietinus
Lineage: Eukaryota; Metazoa; Arthropoda; Insecta; Hymenoptera; Orussidae
Exons: 5
Coding region: 14-496 (160 amino acids)
Molecular function (GO): structural molecule activity
Source: RefSeq, a predicted model, not a curated record
UUGCCUAACAAUUAUGGUGCUCAUUCGAACAGUUAUUACCAUACUGGCCUUAGCGUUGGUAGCAAGAGCGCAAGGCAUUGCUUCGGAUACAGAGGAUUUAGAAGAAAUAUCUACGAAACAAAAAAGGGAAGCUAUAUGCAAUGGCUCCUAUUUGGAAUGGAAAUCUACGAACAUGAACGACGAAACAUGUAUGACUCUGGAGGAUAUCAAGCAUCCACUGAAACGCCAGACAAAAAAUAUAUUAUUACACCGAAUUUCAAGGAUGGCAUAUACGACAGAACAAGAUUUGAAUCAGAUUUUGGAUUACAGUGUUGUCAUCACUUUGAAUAUUGAAGAUAAUGAGUCCUAUUUAAAGAGAUCGUUACAGCGUAACAUGCUUAGUCGUGAAGACAUCGUUGAUUUCCUAACAAUUAUGGUGCUCAGCCGAAAAGUUAUUACCAUAUUGGCCUUAGCCUUGGUGGUAGGAGCUAAAGAAAGUAUUUGGGAUCCAGAGUAGGUAGAGGAAAUAUCUGCAAAACGAGUAAAGGAAGCAACGAGCAAUGGCUAUUACUUAGAGUGGAACUCUACGUUGAAUUUAAUUAGUUUAACAAAUUUUGUGCCAUUCAAACGCUUUAUUAAUGCGUUAAGGGAGUGUCGCCAAGCAGGUUCAAGGCGAGAAUACGAUUAUUGUCGUAGCGUGAUAAUUGACGUUGAGAAAAAUGGAACUUCGGUUAAUGAGCAUACUCGUUUUCCGGAAUAUGGCAUUUUUAUUGAUUUUGAACAUCCCGAAAUAUAUGGAGAGUACAAAAAACUAUUAAAAUCGUUGGAAACUCGGGACGAAAUGUCUUUUGACAGAACUGUCUUAUUUUUCGUGGAUUUAACAAAUUUAUUGGUAAGUAUUUAUUGGCAGCAGUUUCCAAAACAUGAACGACAUAGAUCUUUUGACGUUUCUAGAGAACAUUAUACCACUGAAACUUCAGGAAUACAAUAUGUCAUUAAACAGAAUUUGAACGAUGGAUUAUACGAUAGAAAAAUGUUUGAAUCGAUUUUCGGAUUACAGUGGUAUAGUGCAAAUUAAGACUAUUUCUGUAAUUGGACGUUAAUCUCCUGAAAAUCAUUAAUAGAAUUAAAUAAAUUUAUAUAAGAUUAUCAUAUUAUAUCAGAUUAAUCAUAUUAACAUUAAUGUUACGACAUAUAUUUUUGAAACAUUUAUGGAUCCGUUCCUGGCUUAUUAUCUAUCCAGGUCCAAAAAUAAUGUCACCGCCGUUAUUGAUGUAAUUUAAUACUUUUUAAUUAAGAAUUUGAUGUGCAGUGUUUACAUGUGUAUCUUACCGGUUUAACAAGCCCAAAUCUGGCGUUAAGAACUCGAUGGCGUUUCACGUAUACACAUUGCUUCGCGUAUACGUAUACAACGUAUGUAAGCGUAUAUUUGGCGCGAAACUGUCCUUAGUUUCCUGAUAGUUUUAAAGAAUUAUCGUGUCAAAGAAAUAUUUUUCUUGUAUUAUUCUUAUUGGCCAAAUAUAAUAAACCGUUUCCAACCGUCCCUGGGUUUGGCCGUCAGAUGUCGGGGAAUUUUAGCACUCUCGCUAGG